AUGGCUGAUCCAAAUUGGGCAUAUCAUCCACCAGCCACAACUUAUUAUGCGGAUCAUUCUAUUGCAAAACCAAUCAUGAUUGGAGGCGUACAGCAGUCACAAGAAUCCGGACAUUCACCAAAAUCAGAAUCGUUUGGAGUUUCAGCCAGUGCGUUCAAUGGAAUGGUCGAUAAUUUGGUCGGAUCACCAUCAAACUCCCUCCCUCAACAAAGGAAUUACUUCUCCGGCGUUGCUAUAUCCCGGUCGCCAAAUGACCGAAAUGACGAUAAAGCAAUGGGUAACGGGAGUUAUGGUAUACCAAUUCCUAUAUCACAAGACGGUGUCCCACAGGGCACUCCUGACUUCCAGAUGACACCUUUUUUACAGCAAGGUGGUCAUUUGAUAGGUGGGAGCCCCACUGGGCCCUAUGCGGUCACUGGGAAUUGGUACGCCGGCGGACCAGGAAUCUUUUCCACCAUGCAACAAGCAGAUCAGUCGAACGGUAUGCCUGGCAUGGCCGCCGAGUUUGUUAACAGCGAGAAUGGAGUAACAACAGCGCCCAACGGCAUACAACAACCGCCGCCACUGAUAUCAGGGUCACCUCCGUUUGGCUAUCAUAACAUAGUGAAUUUAACAUCAAACUUUGGUGCAAUGAAUAUAGGCCCGCCGCCGCCUAUACAGCAACAAGAUCCGCAAAUGUACCAACAAGCUAUUCUUCAUGAGCCAAUUCAAGGAAUGCAACAGAAUGGAUUCGGUCAACAAGUUUUCUAUCCAGUGCAGAAUCAACGACCACUGCAGAACCAGAAUCAGCAACAACCGAUGAGCAACAACCAGAAUGGACAACAACAGUUCUUUGGUCACGGACCACCAACUAACGGUCCAUUGAUGAACGACUGGGGACAGCAGAGAUUUGGAGGACCACCACCACCGAACCAGCAAAACGGACAACAGCAACAACAGAAUGGUUUGCCACCAAACUUCUCUCACAAUCCACCAAGAAGGCGUGGCCCAGAAGAUCCAAACGGAGCACCAAGAACGCUUCAGGACAUUCGAGCUAAUGUGAUUGAAUAUGCCAAGGAUCAACAUGGCUCCAGAUUCAUCCAACAGAAAUUGGAACGUGCUUCUCCUCGUGACAAGGCUGUGAUUUUUACGCCAGUUCUGGAAAACGCCGAAGAGCUUAUGACAGAUGUUUUUGGAAACUAUGUGAUUCAGAAAUUCUUCGAAUUUGGAAACAAUGAGCAACGUAACCUGCUGGUCGGCACAAUUCGUGGCAACGUGAUGAAGCUUGCACUGCAGAUGUACGGAUGUCGUGUGAUUCAGAAGGCUCUGGAAUACGUCGAGGAGAAGUACCAACACGAGAUUCUCGGAGAAAUGGAAGGACAGGUGUUGAAAUGUGUCAAGGAUCAGAACGGCAAUCACGUUAUUCAAAAAGUGAUUGAACGCGUCGAGCCGGAACGUCUUCAGUUCAUAAUUGACGCGUUCACCAAGAAUAACAGUGACAAUGUCUACACACUGUCCGUCCAUCCAUACGGUUGCCGUGUCAUUCAACGUGUGCUCGAGUACUGCUCCGACGAUCAGAAACAGCCAGUGUUAGACGCUCUGCAUAUUCAUCUGAAGCAACUUGUUCUUGAUCAAUACGGAAACUACGUUAUCCAGCACGUCAUCGAGCAUGGAAGUGCAUCGGAUAAGGAAAAGAUCGUUCAGGAUGUUAUCUCUGAUGAUCUACUCAAGUUUGCCCAGCACAAGUUUGCUUCUAAUGUCAUCGAAAAGUGUCUGACUUAUGGUGGUCAUGCUGAAAGGAAUCUUAUCAUUGACAAAGUUUGUGGAGAUCCUAAUGAUCCAUCCCCUCCAUUGCUUCAAAUGAUGAAAGAUCCAUUUGCCAACUAUGUUGUUCAAAAAAUGCUUGACGUGGCUGAUCCACAGCAUCGCAAGAAGAUCACACUGACCAUCAAGCCGCAUAUUGCAACCCUGAGGAAAUACAAUUUUGGGAAGCAUAUCUUGCGUAAGUACCUCAAAAAGUGUAUCCAACUUCUCACCAAGUCUGAACGUGCCACAAUGCAGCGUGAAUUUAUGUACCUACUCAAUUACUUGGACGAGAAUGAAGACAACGACAACUAA
This is a messenger RNA of Caenorhabditis briggsae, 2097 nucleotides long. RefSeq names its product Protein CBR-PUF-9 (gene Cbr-puf-9). The record is from RefSeq and is a predicted model, not a curated record. Gene Ontology annotation, molecular function: mRNA 3'-UTR binding. Gene Ontology annotation, biological process: post-transcriptional regulation of gene expression. Gene Ontology annotation, cellular component: nucleus; cytoplasm. Lineage: Eukaryota; Metazoa; Nematoda; Chromadorea; Rhabditida; Rhabditidae. Bases 1 to 2097 code for a protein of 698 amino acids. The transcript has 8 exons.